Molecule: messenger RNA, 411 nt
Organism: Kluyveromyces marxianus DMKU3-1042
Lineage: Eukaryota; Fungi; Ascomycota; Saccharomycetes; Saccharomycetales; Saccharomycetaceae
Exons: 1
Coding region: 1-411 (136 amino acids)
Source: RefSeq, a predicted model, not a curated record
AUGUUGAAGGUGGAAGAGCUUUUGCGGGAACUUAUAAACCAAAUCAGGUUAGAAAAUAAAGAUGACAGUUUUGAGCUUUCAUCCUUUCAAAAUGAGGGAGAAAUCGAUUGGGAAAAACUUUUGGUUCAUUUGAAUCAAAUAGUAAAGCAAGACUAUAUAUCAAGAAGGACGAUGAUGAUUCAACUACGAUCCGAUGCAUUAACUAUCCAAGAACUAAAUCUUGAAAGAAAAAACUUAAGGGAAUCGGUAAAAGAAUUAGGACAAAUCAAAUAUCUAUUUCAACAGCAGAUAUUGCGAAACGAAAAACUUCAAAAACAAGUGGAUCAGUAUAGUCACGAAUUCAAGGUUUUGCAAAACGAAUUGAAAGAGAUGAGGGGUAUGGUACCUCAGAAGAAAUCACGUAGAUUUUAA